Penicillium hordei is the source of this 270-nucleotide messenger RNA. RefSeq lists its product as uncharacterized. Bases 1 to 270 code for a protein of 89 amino acids. Gene Ontology annotation, molecular function: ATPase inhibitor activity. The transcript is spliced from 3 exons. Gene Ontology annotation, cellular component: mitochondrion. NCBI's taxonomy places the organism in Eukaryota, Fungi, Ascomycota, Eurotiomycetes, Eurotiales, Aspergillaceae. Gene Ontology annotation, biological process: negative regulation of ATP-dependent activity. The record is from RefSeq and is a predicted model, not a curated record.
AUGCAAUCAGCAACUUCACGACCAAUUCUCCGUAUCACCACCAAUCCAACUAUUCUGCGAUCUCUAUCUACCACCCCAAGGAUCAUGGGUGCAGGUGAUAUAGGUUCGACAAAGUCGGGCUUCAUGGCCGAGAAGGACUCUUUCGCCAAACGCGAGGCAGCACACGAAGGCAUGUACAUUCGACAAAUAGAAAUGGAGAAGCUUGAGCGUCUCAAACACAAGCUCAAGGAGCAGCGCAAGCAUAUGAAUGAACUCGACAAGCACCUGUAG